CAGACUCGCCAACGAACAACAGGUGAAACCGCAGCAGUCAAUCCGAACUUCUGACGCAUAUUCACAUCGAUAAAAUACAAAAAAAAAAGAUUCAUUUUAUUCCGAACCAUUAACGCUGAACCACUAAGCCGCUGCCGCGUCGCCGUCUUGCCGCCACUCAAUACCGCGUCGUAACCACAUUAUUACACUGUCGUUUAUUUGCGAUUGUUGUUGUUGUCGAUGCGCUAAAAUAAAACAAAAAGAAAAACAAUGUAUCGCAUAGCAGGUUUGCUGUUUACAUUUUGCCUUGCGCUAGUCCGUAUCGCCCCGGGAAACGGUCAAGGGUACUACUCAAUCAUAGCUCCAAAUACUAUCCGCCCUAACUCACAGUAUCAUGUAGCUGUAACCAUCCACAAAAGUAAUGAACCAGCUACCAUUAAAAUUGGUAUACUUAGCUCAAAAUUCACAGACUUCAAAACUGUUGAAGUUCGUCCAUAUUCUUCAGAGUUAGUUCACUUUGAGAUUCCAGAUCUCAAGCCCGAUCGGUAUAGUCUUACGGCAGAAGGCGUUGUUGGCAUAACUUUCACCAAUGAAACCAAGCUCAACUUUGAAUCUCGACAAUUUACAGUCCUGAUUCAGACUGAUAAAGCUAUUUAUAAGCCUGGUGAUAUUGUUCAUUUUAGAGUAUUACUACUAGACUCAAAUCUUAAGCCAGCUAGAAAUUAUGGAACAGUGAAUCUUGAAAUUAGAGAUGCAAGUGGAAACCUGAUAAAAACUACAAGAAAUGUAAGAUUUACAAGUUCUGUCCUCACAGAUGAACUUCAACUAUCGACAUUCCCAGUUUUGGGUGAAUGGUCGAUUAACGUUGAAGUCCACGGAGAUCAACAUAAGCAAACUUUUGAAAUUGCUGAAUACAUUUUACCUAAAUUCGAAGUAGCUAUUGAUACUGCCAAGCAUGCAAUCUACAAAGAUGGCAAGAUCACCGCUACGGUGCGUUCAAGAUACGCCUUUGGAAAACCUAUAAAAGGUGAAGCAACUAUCUCAGUUUAUCCAAAGUUCUUUGGAUCACUCCAACCAUUUGUAUUCGAUUUGAUUACACGUAAAGUUGUUCCGAUUGAUGGAAAAGCCUACGUUGAAUUCGAUAUAAAAGAAGAAUUAAAAUUCAAAGAAGACUUUGAACGAGAUAUUCUUCUCGAAGCUGUGGUAGAAGAAGAGACCUCUGGAGCAAAACAGAAUACAACAACUGUUGUUAAUUUAUUCCGAGAUCGAUAUAGUAUUGAAACUAUUCGGAUUCCAAAAUAUUAUAUUCCCGGUGUACCGUUUGAGGUUAUGGUAAAAAUUGUUCGAAAUGAUGGAAGUCAGUUAAAGGAUUUCAGUACUGACAUAUCAGCAUUUCUAACGAAUUCGUAUGGAGGAAGUGAAAUGUAUAACAAAACAAAUUAUACUCUUGAUGGAAAUGGAGUUGUGAAAUUGAAAUUUACAGUUCCUGAAGAGGAUCAUGAUGCUUACCAUUCGGUUAUUGUAACUUAUAUGGAUGUUUCUAUUGAUGCUGGAAAAAUACCAAGAAAGCAGUUAAAUAGCAAAAACUUUAUUUUAGCACAAAUUGUAACUGAUCGACCAAUGGUUAAUCAAGAAGUUAACUUUAUUGUGAAGACCAACCAACCAAUGCAGUAUUUUGUGUACCAAAUUGUCGGACGUGGUGACAUUUUGAUGUCCCGUUCAGUGGACGUUCCCAAUACCAAAUACCACGCAAUUAAGUUUCUAGCAACAUUUGCAAUGGUUCCCAAAGCCAAACUCUUGGUCUACAUGGUAGUAGAUGGUGAAUUAAUAUACGACGAGCAAACAAUAGAAUUCGGACAGGAUUUAGUGAAUUUUGUCAAAAUCGAAGCACCAUACAAAGCACCUCCAGGACAAGAUAUUGAUAUUACCAUAACAACAAAGCCACACUCUUACAUUGGUUUAAUGGCUGUUGAUCAAAAUGCUCUUAACAUUCGAAUGGGUAAUGAUUUGACCAAUAAUGGAGUCAUGUCAGCUUUGGAAAAAUACGACUUAACUGAUAUGAGAUCAACUAUAGGAUCACCUGGAAAACAAUCUGGAGUCAUCACUAUGUCAAAUACACAUUAUGUAAUUGGAAAUGAUCCCCAAACAACAACUUCCCCCACCGUCACUUUCAAUGAUGAUGACAAACAAUCCAACAUCAAAAAGACUGAUAUUGGUCCAGCACAUAAAUUCGAAGUCAAUACUCGACCCCCACUUGCUGGACCUUAUGCCUUUAGUAGAAUACCAAAACCUUUUUGGAGUCGUCCUCGAGUCCAUGUGAUGCAAGAUGUCGCUCAUACAUGGCUUUUUAUGAAUAUUUCUUCAGGGAAUGAGGGUCGAACAACAAUUCACAAACGUCUACCAAGUCAAAUGCGUUCAUGGGUUCUUACUGGGUUCUCCUUAGACCCAGUCACUGGCUUGGGGCUAUCAAAGCCUCCAAGCAACCUCCAGUCUUUUAGAGACUUCUAUAUCUCCACAGACCUUCCAUAUUCUGUGAGGAAGGGUGAAGUACUUGCUGUACCCUUUACCGUCUUCAACAACAUGGACAGAGAUUUAACUGUCGAAGUGACUCUCUACAAUACAGCCCAAGAAUUUGAUUUCCCACAUUUGGAAAAUAAAGUCGAACCUGCUCCAAAAAUCGAGCUCUACAACCGCAGAUCAAUCAAAGUCUCCGCUAGAUCCGAUCAAUCUUUGUCAUUUAUCAUCCGACCAAAAAAAGUCGGUCAUGUAAUUAUCAAAGCAGUCGCUAAUGCCCAAGUAGCUGGCGAUACAGUCGAAAAGACACUUUUAGUUGAACCUGCUGGAGCUACAAACCGGGUUAACCGGGGCUUCUUAUUAGACUUGAGUGCUAAGCCUAAAAUAAUGGAAAACAUCACAAUAGACAUUCCCAAGAAUGCAAUUCCUGAAUCAGCCAUGAUCGAGGUAUCAGUUGUGGGUGAUUUGGUGGGUAGUGCGAUCAAAAACGUGGAGAAUCUUAUUCAGCUGCCUGUUGGAUGUGCUGAACAAACUAUGGUCAAUUUUGUUCCCAAUAUUAUGGUGCUUAGAUAUUUACAAAGAAUCCGAAAACUCUCCCCUGCCAUCGAAAACAAGGCUAAAAAGUUCCUCGAAGUUGGCUACCAACGAGAACUGUACUAUCGCCAUAAAAAUGGAGCUUUUAGUGCUUUUGGAGUGAAAGAAAGUGACUCGAGCACAUGGCUUACAGCCUAUGUUGCGAAAUCAUUCCGACAAGCUAGUAUCUAUACACAAAUUGAUGAAUCCAUCAUCAAGGCUGCCUUGGACUAUUUAUCUAAAAAUCAACGGGAGGAUGGAAGUUUCAAGGAAACUGGUGAUGUGUUUGCUCAGUUGGACGAUCAAAAUGUCAGCUUAACUGCCUUCACGGUGCUAGCUUUUAUGGAGAACUCUGAAGCUUAUCCAGAGUACAAAAAUCAAAUUGCCAGAGCAUUGAACUACAUUGCUCGAGGUCUUGAUUCAACCACAGAUACCCAUUCAUUGGCAAUUGGAGCUUAUGUUCUUGCCAUUGCCAAUCAUGGAGCUAAGGGUUCAUUCAUUCAACAACUAGACAGCAUGUCGAAUGUUGAAGAUGGCAAAAAAUGGUGGAACAAGACCACUCCUGAUGGUGACAAAAAAUCACCCUGGUACAAUCGAACACGAUCGGUUAACAUUGAGAUAACUUCAUAUGCUGCAAUGGCUUUGCUGGAGAGUAAUCUUAUUGGCGAUGCAUUGCCAAUUCUCAAAUGGCUUGUAGAUCAGCGGAAUAUGUUUGGAGGAUUUUCCUCGUCAAUUGAUACAGUUGUGGGUCUUGAGACAUUGAUCAAAUUCUCAGAACGAACUUCAAGUCAAGGAACUAAUGUUCAAGUGGUAUUUAAUUAUGGACAAGGUGCUGAGACAGCAUUAAAUGUUAAUGCUGAGAAUGCAAUUGUCUUGCAAUCAUAUCAGCUGCCAGCAACUGUGAAGAAUUUGACUAUCUCAGCGACAGGUCGUGGAGCUGCUUUAGCUCAGGUCUCUUAUAGAUAUAAUACAAAUGUGACUGGUGCAUGGCCAAGAUUUAUAUUGGAUCCACAAGUUAAUCGAAUUUCACAUGCAGAUUAUUUACAUCUUUCCAUUUGUACAAGUUUUAUUCCAGUUGAAGGAGGUGCUGAACGUUCGAAUAUGGCUGUCAUGGAAGUCAGUUUACCAAGUGGAUUUACAGUUGAUUUGGAUACUCUACCGUCUUUGGAAGCUAAUCAGAGAAUAAGGAAAGUUGAAACCAAAAAACGUGAUACUGUGGUCAUAGUUUACUUUGACUAUUUAGAUCACAGAGAAAUCUGUCCAACAUUAGAUGCUUACAAGACGUACAAAGUAACAAAGCAUUUCCCAGCUCCUGUGGUCAUUUACGACUACUAUGACAAUGCUCGUAAGGCACGAAUGUUUUAUCGUGCUCCCAAAUCAUCACUUUGCGACAUAUGUGAUGGCAGUAAUUGUGAUAAUUUCUGUGAGAAAGCCGAACAAAGACAGUCUCGUCGAUUGGAUGAUUCUGAUGAUGCCAGUAAGAGAAGUGGAUCUAGCAAUGUCCAACAAUGGUUACCACAAACCAUGUUCAGUAUUGUGAUUGUUUUGAUCCUCUCAAGGAUUCUACAGUAGAUUAAAAUCUAUUUUUUCAAAUAAUAACAAAACUUCAUUGUAUUCUUAAAACAACAACAACAAAAAACCAUCAACAAGCUUUAACCAAUAACUAAGAUCGUGAUACUAU
Molecule: messenger RNA, 4747 nt
Organism: Episyrphus balteatus (marmalade hoverfly)
Lineage: Eukaryota; Metazoa; Arthropoda; Insecta; Diptera; Syrphidae
Gene: Tep3
Product: thioester-containing protein 1 allele R1
Exons: 17
Coding region: 250-4638 (1462 amino acids)
Cellular component (GO): extracellular region
Molecular function (GO): endopeptidase inhibitor activity
Source: RefSeq, a predicted model, not a curated record